AUGAUGGACCGCGAUGAAGUGUGUCAUAUGCCCAUUCCGUUUGAUUGGAGGGAUGAGCGUGAUGUAGUUCGGCGUGAAAAGAUAAAGGGCGUGGGUGUUGUUUCUGGGGCAUCGUCUGAGUCUUUGGUCACUGAGCUUGAGCAUUUGGAUGGCAUGUCGUCUUCGGUGUCAUCCUUUUCGUGCGCCGUUAUCACAACACGCCACACGAAACGAUUUGAGGGGGACAACUGGAAGUGUGUGUUGGAAAACCACAUGGAGGCGCUCCGCAGUACCUUCGUGUUAGAAGCGGCCAUAGCUUGCCAUAGGGAACCAGAGGACAUUACGGAUCUCGAGUUCCGACUUGGCAGCUUAUACGUUACGUUCCACGUCUCCCACGACGCGGAUGUCGGGGAGAGUGAAAUCCAGGAGCGUGUUGAUCUGUACCCUUUCCGUGAGGUGUUACGGCUGUAUGCGAAUCGCGAUGCUCCGCCAAACGGCCUGGAUGCAGCACUGAAACGCAUUUCGGAGCUUGAGGAGGAAAUGAAGGAGAAACUGGAGAAACUGCAAGACGAAAAUUUGAAGAAGUUGGCUGAGCUUGAAGAAGCAAAGCGGGCGAUGGAGGAGACGCUGAUGCGGCAACUUCACGAUCGGGAGCGGGAGUUUUGUGAAGCACUUGGAAAGUCGCAGGAAGAGCUGCGUGCCAGCGAGGCGGAGAACAAGCGCCUCGAGGAGGAAUGGAAAAGGGCGCUCGAGGCGAUGAAGCGGGAGCGCCGCCGGCUUGACAAGCAUGCAAUGCGCCAGAACGAGUUGAUUGCGGCCAUCAUACAGGGGAAUAAGAAGGAGAUGGAGGCAAAGGAACGGGAAUUUGAAGAGAACCUGCUCGAAAAGGAUGUCAUUAUUGAGAACCUGCGCGUCCGGUUGCGCUCAAAAAGUGAACCAGCCAACGGGGAAAUGGUUUCGCGUGCUGCGUCUGUGGACGCUGACCGUGCCGAGGAAUUUGCGAAACUGAUGGGCCGUAUGGAGGAGAUGGCUAUUUUGCUCGAGAAAACGCAGGAGUCGGAGUCGGAGGCGCGUGGGGAGAUUCAACGUUUAUCCGAAGCACUGAAGCUUUCAGAGGAGGCACGUCAGUCGGACGCAGUCAUUUAUGAGAACAACUUUCUGGCAAUUAAGCAGCAGCUGCAGGCUUUUCGCGACACAAAACUUGCUGAAGACCUUCAAAAGCGUCAAGAGGAGUCCCGUUCUCGCCGUGGCGCAAAUCUGAGUAACGAGGAAAGGACAAACGAGACUAUUGUGCGUCAGUAUGAAACAGCGUUGGAAAACAUCAUUGGAACUCUACAGGAUCGCCUUACGAUUCUUCGCGAAGAGUAUGCAUCUUUUCUGAAGGUGUCCGAAGAGGAGACAGCAAACGAGAAGGAGGUACUCAAUGAACACGAACAGGACAGCCAACGCGUGCGUCAAACGUUCCGCACAGCGGCACUUACGUUGCAGCGCGUCUUUUGGAGCACACGCGAGAAGGAGGUGCCGGAGGUCAUAUCGGAGUUAGAUAACGCGGCCGCGGCCGCAGAAAAGUCCAGAGCCGCCGUAAAGGUCACUUUGGCAUUGCUGGAUUCGCGUCUCCAGUCGUUCAGCGAACAGAAGGAGUGGAUGGAGACACACCAGCAGUCGCUAGAGGAUCUUCUUGUGUCCCUUCGACAGUUAAACAAACGGGCUUUUGAGCGCCAGCUGUCUCUAAUGAACGAGCGGGUGGCAAGGCCUUCCAGCACCCCGUAA
Molecule: messenger RNA, 1749 nt
Organism: Trypanosoma cruzi
Lineage: Eukaryota; Euglenozoa; Kinetoplastea; Trypanosomatida; Trypanosomatidae
Exons: 1
Coding region: 1-1749 (582 amino acids)
Source: RefSeq, a predicted model, not a curated record